UUGUUUUCAUGACGUUUUAGGAUGAUUGUCAGUAUGACGUAUUAUGGCAUCACAAUGAACGCUGGAAAUAUGGGCGGCAGCUUCUUUUUGAAUUUCUUCCUGAUGGGUUUUGCUGAAUUACCAGGUAUCCUAGUAGGAAUGUUUAUAUUAGACCGGCUGGGCAGACGGUGGUCGAAUGCUGGGAGUAUGAUAUUAGGAGACGUGGCUUGUUUAGCUACUAUACCAGUUGUUUUACUCGGAGGAGAUGAACUCCAACCAUUAACCAUCACUUUAGCGUUGAUAGGCAAGGCGGCCUCAGCAUCUGCAUUUGGCAUAAUUUAUAUGUUCACAGCAGAGUUAUCUCCAACUGUACUUAGGAACGCUGCAGUGGGUCUCUGCUCAUGCGCAGCUCGUGUUGGAGCCAUGUUGGCGCCAUAUAUAGCUAAAUCUGGUGAAAUGAUAGGAGGAAAAUUUGGAACUAUAGAACCAUUGGUUAUAUUUGGUGCUCUAUCAAUUAGCGCCGGUUUGUUACUGUUGCUGUUGCCUGAAACACACAGACAAAUACUUCCAGACACAAUAGCUGAAGGGGAACAAUUUGGAAGAAAAAUGCAACCAAAAGAAAAAGAAGUUGCGAUACCAUUAACAUCAAAAAGGAAGGAUAUGUUGUGAACGAAAUAUAUAAAUUAAAAUAUUUUUCAAUUUUCAACUAAUACAUGUAUUAAUUGAAAGUACUUAACGUAACGUUUCAAAAGAAAACAUAAAAGAAUUGUUUCGUCAAAGUCACGUGGUACAACUACUUAAGUUUCAUAUUCUUUCCGAGAUUAUUAAGAGUAAAUGGCGAGGUGAUUCGAAUGAACACCGAGAAUGAUCUCGUAUUCAUGUAUUGUAUAUCAUGUAAAGAUAAGUUUUUCAUUUUUGUUCGGAUAUAAAAAUUAAAACAGUAA
Ruditapes philippinarum (Manila clam) is the source of this 923-nucleotide messenger RNA. RefSeq names its product organic cation transporter protein-like. The transcript is spliced from 4 exons. The coding region runs from base 22 to 648 and encodes 208 amino acids. Gene Ontology annotation, molecular function: transmembrane transporter activity. NCBI's taxonomy places the organism in Eukaryota, Metazoa, Mollusca, Bivalvia, Venerida, Veneridae. The record is from RefSeq and is a predicted model, not a curated record. Gene Ontology annotation, cellular component: membrane. Gene Ontology annotation, biological process: transmembrane transport.